Molecule: messenger RNA, 1719 nt
Organism: Penicillium chermesinum
Lineage: Eukaryota; Fungi; Ascomycota; Eurotiomycetes; Eurotiales; Aspergillaceae
Product: sugar porter family MFS transporter
Exons: 1
Coding region: 1-1719 (572 amino acids)
Biological process (GO): carbohydrate transport; transmembrane transport
Cellular component (GO): membrane
Molecular function (GO): carbohydrate:proton symporter activity
Source: RefSeq, a predicted model, not a curated record
AUGCAGAAAUACUUCGGCCUUCGAGGUACGCACCUCAACAUCAUGAUCAGUGUCAUCGCUGGUCUGGAUUUUCUGUUGUUCGGUUAUGAUCAAGGGGUUAUGGGAGGUCUCUUAACUCUGGACUCAUUUGUCAAGACCUUCCCGGAAAUCGAUACGACCAAGGCUGGUACCGUGGGCCUCACAGCAGAGCAGAAGAGCACUCGCUCCAAUGUGCAAGGUAUGGUCCUUCAAGUUGACUCCUUAUAUAUCCCACCCCCGCUAACUCUUUCAGGGAUCACCACCGCUUCAUACAACCUGGGCUGUUUCUUUGGCGCCGUGGCCUGUAUCUGGGUGGGCAACUAUCUCGGCCGUCGCAAGACUAUCUUCGCCGGAUCCAUUGUCAUGGUCAUUGGUGCCGUUCUCCAGUGCAGCGCCUACUCGCUUCCCCACUUCAUUGUGGGCCGGAUCGUAACGGGGAUCGGGAACGGCUUCAACACAUCGACUGUUCCCACCUGGCAGUCUGAGUGCAGUAAGGCUCAUCACCGCGGUAAGCUGGUCAUGCUGGAAGGCGCUCUGAUUGCCGGCGGGAUCACCAUCAGUUACUGGAUCGAUCUGGCAUUCUCCUUCCUCGAUCCCAGCUCCGUGGCAUGGCGUUUCCCAAUCGCUUUCCAGAACGUGUUCACUCUUGUGAUUCUGUUCUUCGUCCUCCCUCUUCCCGAAUCGCCUCGUUGGCUGAUCAUGAAGGGCCGUGAGGAAGAAGCCAUGGACGUGCUGUCGGUUAUUCUGGAUCUCCCAGAGAACGAUCCCUAUGUCUACGCCGAGUUCGGGGUCAUCAAGUCGGCGGUCAUGGAGCAAUCAUCUGCGAGCUUCCGUGAUCUGUUCACCAUGGAUGAGAACCGCAACUUUCACCGGGUUUUGCUCGCCUACGUCAACCAGAUGUUCCAGCAGAUCGGUGGUAUUAACCUGAUUACUUACUACGCCGCCACCAUCUACGAGAACUCCAUCGGUAUGGACGGGCUGACCUCCCGUAUCCUGGCAGCCGCAAACGGCACCGAGUACUUCCUGGCAUCGUUGCUCCCGAUCUUCAUCGUCGAGAAGGUCGGUCGUCGUGUGCUGAUGCUCGUCGGGUCUGCCGGCUGUGCGAUCUCGAUGGCCGUGCUCGCCAUCACGACCAGCUUCGAGGGCAACAGCCAAGCUGGUAUUGCCGCAGCAGUGUUUCUCUUUGUCUUCAACACCUUCUUCGCCUGGGGCUGGCUCGGCAUGACCUGGCUGUACCCCGCGGAGAUCGUGCCUCUGCGCAUCCGGGCUCCCGCCAACGCCCUCUCGACAUCCGCAAACUGGAUCUUCAACUUCUUGAUCGUCAUGAUCACCCCCGUCUCCUUCAACAGCAUUCAAUACAGGACCUACAUCAUCUUUGCGGUCAUCAACGCCGUCAUCUUCCCCAUCGUCUACUUCUUCUACCCCGAGACCGCUUACCGCUCUCUCGAGGAAGUCGACAUCAUCUUCAACAAGACCAAGAGCGUCUUCAGCCUCGUCUCGGUUGCCCGCAAUGAGCCCCACCGCUACGGCAAGCACGGCGAGCUUCUCAACUACGAGGACACCGCGGGCAACCUGCGUCGUGCCAGCGAUAGCUCUGAGAAGCACGGCGUCGCGUUCGGAGCCAGCGACCACGUGGAGACCGGCAAGGCCGAGAUCGCCGUUGAGAAGCAGAUGGAGAGCACGACUGAUAACUCGGACUGA